Dendronephthya gigantea is the source of this 1333-nucleotide messenger RNA. Its product is annotated as glucose-repressible alcohol dehydrogenase transcriptional effector-like. Gene Ontology annotation, biological process: nuclear-transcribed mRNA poly(A) tail shortening. The record is from RefSeq and is a predicted model, not a curated record. The transcript is spliced from 5 exons. Lineage: Eukaryota; Metazoa; Cnidaria; Anthozoa; Malacalcyonacea; Nephtheidae. The coding region runs from base 81 to 1226 and encodes 381 amino acids. Gene Ontology annotation, cellular component: CCR4-NOT complex; cytoplasm; nucleus. Gene Ontology annotation, molecular function: poly(A)-specific ribonuclease activity.
CACUUUGGUUUGGAAGCUUAUUUUGAACUAGAGAUCGAGAGAAGCAGAGACUUUGUGACAAACAGAAAAAAAAUCAUCACAUGGCUGACAAAGACCCAAUAUUUCAACGUGACCUUAAGCGUAUUGCAAACGCUGCUAAGGAUAGUGAAUUCUCAGUAGUUUCUUAUAAUAUAUUAUGCGAUGCGGUUUUCGACAAGAAUCCGAGACUUUAUUCUUAUUUACCGGACGAAAUGAAGUGUCGUGGACCUGUGCCAAAGAAUUGUGUCAGGCAUACACAAUUAGUCAAAGAGUUGCACUGGUUGGAUGCAGAUGUUGUUUGCCUUCAAGAAGUGGAUCCAUUCUAUUUUCCGCAUUUGCUUGAAGAUCUAACGGUACACGGUUAUGAAGGGAUGUUUCAGCCUCACACAACUGGUGGAGAUGGUGUCGCAACAUUUUUUAAGACAAAUAAAUUUCAGUUGAAAAAUUACGAGGUGUUUGGAUUCAAUGAGAUACUUGGGGAAGUCGUUGCGCUUGAUAACUUUGAUCAUAGAAAUGAACACAACCAGAGACUAGCACAAUACACUGUCUUGCAAGAUCUUAACUCGGGAAAGGAGGUUGUCAUAGUGAAUGUCCACUUAAUCUUCAACUGCUGGCGAGAACCUGAUGUGCACGCAAUUCAAGCAGCAAUAUUCUUUCAACAGUUAUAUGAAGUACUACCCCAGUCAGCCAAACACACCACAUCGUGGAUAGUUUGCGGUGAUUUUAACAUGCGUCCACAUUUUCCCGCUUAUGAACUGGUGAAGAAUGGGGACUUAUCUGAUGGCGCUAUCGAGAAACUAAGGCCAGGAAAAUACGAGUAUCCAAGUUUGACAGAAAGGAAAGAGUUUAAUGACUCGAAGCGGAACAAUUUCGUCCAUAAAUAUUUCAAGGAGAAUUUAUCGCAUCCAUUCAAGUAUUCAAACAGUGCUUAUAGAGCCGUUUUGGGUACCGAGCCAAAGUUCACCCAUUACGAAUGUGAUGAUAUAUUUCCGGACGUUUUUGGAUUUGAUAUGAUGAAAGAUACACUGGAUUACGUAUGGUUUUCAUCAGACUCAUUGCAAGCUAACGCCGUUCUGGAAAUGGUUGAUGAAGAAGUAAUUCAGCCAUUUCGGGCUUGUCCUAACAGAUAUUUCCCUUCGGAUCAUUUGCCCCUAAAAGCCUACUUCCAGUUUAUUGAUAAUGUGGAUUCUGCAUAUAGCAGCGAAUAGUUAUAUGCCAUUCGAUCCACUGUUUAGUAAAACAUUCUUGUGAUAAUUUAUGAAGAUUUCGUGCAACAAUUUUGUAAUUUUAUUAUUUUUUGUAUAUAUUGUACAUA